This is a messenger RNA of Cryptomeria japonica (Japanese cedar), 6743 nucleotides long. Its product is annotated as ABC transporter B family member 20. Gene Ontology annotation, molecular function: ATP binding; ATP hydrolysis activity; ABC-type transporter activity. Bases 1813 to 6021 code for a protein of 1402 amino acids. NCBI's taxonomy places the organism in Eukaryota, Viridiplantae, Streptophyta, Pinopsida, Cupressales, Cupressaceae. The record is from RefSeq and is a predicted model, not a curated record. Gene Ontology annotation, biological process: transmembrane transport. Gene Ontology annotation, cellular component: membrane. The transcript is spliced from 11 exons.
ACAAGAAAUGAGCUGGACAGGGUAAUCAAUUGUAAAUGAAAUUAAAUCUCUGGCGAGCACUAAGGUUGGGCGUUCGAAUCGCACCAGCGCGCUUGACAUGCAACGCAGAGUCAAAUUCGCAAGAAAGAAGUAGCUCUUUGGUUUGUUUGAGAGUGAACGAGAAAGAGAAUAUAGGAGCAUAAUAUGAUGGAUUGUAUUUGACCGGGUCUUACGAUUGCACAACAGCGACCUUCAUUUGCUAGCAAUAAUUUUGAGUCGGUAGGGUAGUUUAGGGAAGCUUUAGUGGUUGGGAUUGCCCAUUUGAUUUCAGCACAACAUAAAUUCGCAAAAUUUAUGUUCGUUUUACGGAUCCGUUCAACUUCUGUGGAUCCUGCUGUUCAUCAAUUUCACCUACAGGUGCUUACGUUUCUUAACCCUUCGAAAUUCUGCAAUUGUUUUGGCUUCUGUCGGAAGGAAAACAUUUUGCUUCGUCGAAUGCGGUUAUGGUGUCCCUUUAGAUGACACUGUAGUGGGGUUGAGCUUGAUUUAAGUGGAUAUUAAUUUUUGGGAUUUUAAAUGGAGUGGCGUUUAUUGAAGGAAUUUAAUGGUUUUGAUGAAGUAGUUUCUUGUGGGUUACGUUGCUUGGAUGAAUGUGUUUCUUGCGACGCAUCAUUGAGUACUGUUUUACUUGUUGGUAAUAGAGAACUGUAGCUGAAACCCUUAACUGGGUAGCGUGGUGUGUUUGAAUUGUUUUUGCAAUUGGAGGGGUGAUAUUUGGAAUGGUUUAUUUGAUUGUUUUGAGGGUUUCAAUUGGUCUUUGAAAUUGAGAGCCACGGAGGGAACAAUUGUAUAGCAAAUGACCUCUUAUGAGACCAUGAAAUUCGAUGGAAGAGCAUAAUUCAGGGGGUUUCUCUGCUCGUUUGAUGGUCUACAUGUCCUUUUAUCCCUAGGUUCAAUAGCCUGUUAAUUAUUUAGGACAGUGCUGCCCUCUCAUUUUAAACUUAUCUGAGAAGACAGGUUUCGUCAACUACCUUUAGGUUAUGAAUUCAUUGAAAGCUAACUCCUCUGUCACAUCUACUAAGUCCCACUGCUCUUGAAGGCAGCGGCUAUUUAACUCCUUCAGGUUUUGAACCUAGGUCAUUUAACUUCUGUCUUAACAUCGAGUCGCAUCUUGAGAGGCUUGAUGAUCUUGUUGUUACUGUCAACACAGAUAUAAUGGUUUUGAUGUAUAAUAAAUGGUGCCAAACUGUUUCUUAGCUUCUCUGGAAGGAAAGAAUUUUAAGCAAGCAAUUAUAACCAGCCAGCAUAAAGUUUACUGGUAUGUUCUCGGAUGCUAUCCGUUAAAUUGUUUCCUUAAAUUUGGUGUUCAACGGGUGUUUCAUUUGCUUGAAAGUGCCCCAGAGCUGGGUGACUAUUAAUUCUGCAGGACUGUGGAUGCAGGAAUUUGUCACUAUUAGCUCAUUGAGUUGUGGAUCAUUUGAUAUCAGGGCAUAUUGCAUUUCCAUGUAGGCGGAAUGCUCCUCACACUUGACGAUGAUGUCAGGGUUGCUGGAAACUCGGACAACACGUUUCAGUCUUUUAGUUUGAGAAGAUGUAAUUGUUUUGUGCAAAGUAGAUGGGAGAAUGAUUUUUAAGUUGGUGGUGAUUGAGCUGUUGCCUUUUGUGGUAAGGUGACUGGCUAUGUAAGGUUUGAGUAAUAGCGGUUGUAGAUUUCUGAUAGUUGGACUCAACAGUACUGAAGAGAUGGGCCUUUCUAUGGAUAAAUAUCUUUGGGUUUCUUUAUUAGGUUGUGAUUUUCCUCUGUAGAGGUGUAUUCGAUUCUCAGAUUUUAAUAUGAUGAUUUCCAGAGGUCUGUUUGGGUGGUCUCCUCCACACAUACAGCCCUUGACACCAGUUUCUGAAGUGUCUGAACCGCCAGAGUCACCAUCGCCAUAUUUGGAUUCCAGUGCAGAGGCUGUACAGGUUGAAGAUGAUGGAGCUGUUGACGAAUCUGAAGACAUGGAGCCACCUCCUGCAGCUGUGCCAUUUUUGAGGCUAUUUGCAUGUGCAGAUGGGUUGGAUUGUGUUUUGAUGAUUGUAGGGUCCUUGGCAGCUGCAGCACAUGGUGCAGCACUGGUCGUGUAUUUGCACUUUUUUGGGAAGGUCAUAAACUUCCUCCACUUAAGACCAGGACCAGGUUUAUCAAAGGAUCAAAUAUUUGAUGAGUUUACUAAGCAUGCUUUGUAUAUUGUGUACAUAGCGGGGGGCGUUUUUGUGGCUGGUUGGAUUGAGGUUUCAUGCUGGAUUCUUACUGGAGAAAGACAAACGGCAGUCAUCAGGUCCAAAUAUGUUCAAGUAUUGCUGAACCAGGACAUGAGUUUUUUUGACACAUAUGGAAAUAAUGGAGAUAUUGUGAGCCAAGUGUUAAGUGAUGUGCUACUUAUUCAAUCUGCUUUGAGUGAGAAAGUGGGAAAUUAUGUCCAUAACAUGGCAACUUUUUUUGGAGGUCUUGCUGUGGGAUUCAUAAACAGUUGGCAAGUUGCCCUUGUAACUCUAGCUACUGGCCCGUUUAUUGUGGCUGCAGGAGGAGUAUCGAAUAUCUUUCUUCAUAGGCUUGCUGAAAACAUUCAAGAUGCAUAUGCUGAAGCUGCUAGCAUUGCAGAACAGGCCAUAGCAUAUGUGAGGACACUUUAUGCCUACACAAAUGAGACAUUGGCAAAGUAUUCUUAUGCAACUUCACUCCAGGCUACACUGAGAUAUGGUAUUCAGAUAAGUCUUGUACAAGGACUUGGACUAGGAUUUACGUAUGGGCUUGCCAUAUGCUCGUGCGCAUUGCAACUUUGGUUUGGGAGGUUCUUAGUCUCACGUGAUAAAGCCAAUGGUGGACAAAUUAUUACAGCUCUUUUUGCUAUAAUUCUAAGUGGCCUUGGUCUCAAUCAAGCAGCCACAAAUUUUUAUUCAUUUGAGCAAGGCAGGAUUGCUGCAUAUAGGCUUUACGAGAUGAUAAGCCGGUCACCUGCAAGCAUCAAUCAAGAGGGAAAGACUUUGGAUAGUGUGCAAGGGAAUAUUGAAUUUAGGAAUGUCUAUUUCAGUUAUCUAUCCCGUCCUGAUAUUCCUAUUUUAAGUGGUUUUUACUUAACCAUACCUGCCAAAAAAACUGUUGCACUUGUUGGUAGAAAUGGAUCAGGGAAAAGUAGUAUAAUUCCACUUAUGGAGCGCUUCUAUGAUCCUACUUUAGGAGAAGUUCUUCUAGAUGGUGAAAAUAUCAAAAGCCUUAAAAUUGAAUGGUUAAGAAGCCAAAUAGGAUUGGUAACACAGGAACCUGCUCUACUGAGCUUGAGUGUAAAGGAGAACAUUGUUUAUGGGCGAUCUGCAACUUUAGACGAAAUUGAAGAGGCAGCAAAGUUUGCACAUGCCCAAACAUUUAUCAGUUCACUUCCUAAAGGAUAUGAAACCCAGAUUGGUAGCGGUGGAUUGACCCUGACAGAAGAGCAAAAGAUAAAGCUUGCAAUUGCAAGAGCUGUGCUUUGCAAACCUCGCAUUUUAUUGCUUGAUGAAGUCACUGGUGGUCUUGAUUUUGAGGCAGAGCGAGCUGUUCAGGAAGCUCUUGAUAUACUAAUGAUGGGUGUUUCAACUAUCAUCAUUGCCCGGCGCCUUUUUCUGAUAAGGAAUGCUGACUAUAUUGCUGUUAUGGAAGAGGGCCAGCUUGUAGAAAUGGGUACACAUGAGGAGUUAUUAACUGCUGAUGGCUUGUAUGCUGAACUUAUUCGGUGUGAAGAGGCAGCAAAACCUCCAAAAAGGACUCCAGUCAGGACUUACAAGGAGAUUGCAACUUUCCACAUACAAAAGGAUCCAUCGGCAAGUCAAAGCCAGCAAGAUCCAUCUUCACCUAAGAUGGUCAAGUCACCAUCUCUUCAAAGACAGCAUGCGGCUCACGGUUUAACGCAUUAUCAGGCUAGCAAUACUACACUAGAUUCCCCUAGGCUACAGAGCCCACCUUCUGAGCAGAUGAUAGAAAAUGGGGCGUCUUCAGAUGUGCAAGAAAAUUUGAGUUCCUUGACAAGGCAGGAUAGCUUUGAAACAUCGUUGCCUUCGUUACCAAGAUUAGAUGUGCAUGCUAUUCAGAGACAAACAUCAAAUAACUCAGAUCCGGAGUCUCCUGUGUCUCCACUCUUGACAUCUGAUCCUAAAAAUGAACGUUCUCACUCCAAGACCUUCAGCAGAUCACUCUCUGAUUUUGAGGAGACACAUGUGCAAGGCAAAGAUGCUAGGGAAGCACAAAAUCUUAGCACUCCAUCUUUAUGGAGACUAGCUGAAUUGAGCUUUCCUGAAUGGCUUUAUGCUCUUCUGGGAAGCAUAGGUGCUGCUAUUUUUGGUUCAUUUAAUCCUCUUCUUGCAUACAUUCUUGUCCAGGUAGCAGAGGCUUAUUCUGAAAAAUCUGGUAGACACCUCCGGCAUGAAGUGAAUAAGUGGUGCCUUGUAAUCUCAUGUAUGGGUCUGGUGACUGUAAUUGCAAACUUUCUUCAACAUUUCUACUUUGGUAUUAUGGGGGAGAAAAUGACAGAGCGUGUUCGAAGAAUGAUGUUUUCAGCAAUGUUGCGAAAUGAAGUAGGCUGGUUUGAUGAGGAAGAGAACAGUGCGGAUGCAUUAUCAAUGCGUUUGGCAAAUGAUGCCACCUUUGUUCGUGCCGCAUUUAGCAACCGCCUUUCAAUAUUAAUUCAGGAUUUAACAGCUGUCAUUGUUGCUGUUGUUAUUGGGAUGCUGCUAGAAUGGCGAGUAGCUCUUGUAGCUUUGGCAACAUUGCCACUUUUGACAGUUUCUGCAAUUGCACAGAAAAUGUGGCUUGCUGGAUUUUCUAAAGGUAUCCAGGAAAUGCAUAAAAAUGCUUCCUUGGUUCUUGAGGAUGCAGUCAGAAAUAUAUAUACAGUAGUCGCAUUUUGUGCUGGUAAAAAGGUGAUGGAGCUCUAUAAAUUGCAGCUUAAGAAAAUCCUAGUACAUAGUUUCCUGCGUGGGCAACUUAGUGGAUUUGCUUUUGGUGCCUCCCAAUUCCUGCUUUUUUCUUGCAAUGCUCUUCUCUUAUGGUAUUCAGCUAUAGCUAUCAAGAGAGAUUAUGUCACUUUGUCUACAGCAUUGAAAGAAUAUAUGAUCUUUUCUUUUGCAACAUUUGCUCUUGUGGAACCCUUUGGACUAGCUCCUUACAUCUUGAAACGCCGAAAAUCUCUUGUAUCUGUUUUUGGGAUUAUUGAUCGUAAACCUAAAAUUGAUUCAGACGAUUCAUCUGGCAUAAAGCUACCCAAUGUGUAUGGUACAAUUGAAUUGAAAAAUGUGGACUUCCACUAUCCAACACGUCCUGAAGUGAUGGUCUUAAGCAAUUUCAAUCUUAAAGUGACUGGGGGUCAAACAGUUGCAGUGGUAGGUGCAUCAGGGUCAGGCAAAAGCACAAUUAUUGCACUGAUAGAACGAUUUUAUGACCCUGCUUCUGGGCAGAUUUUUCUAGACGGGAAGGAGUUGAAAUCCUUCAACUUGCGGUGGCUUCGAAAUCACAUGGGCUUGGUUCAACAGGAGCCUAUACUUUUCUCUACCACCAUAAGAGAAAAUAUUAUAUAUGCUAGACACAAUGCAACUGAGGCUGAGAUGAAAGAGGCUGCACGAAUAGCAAAUGCACAUCACUUUAUUAGCAGCCUACCGCAUGGGUAUGAUACUCAUGUUGGUAUGAGGGGGUUGGAUUUAACUCCUGGACAGAAACAAAGAAUUGCCAUUGCUCGGGUGGUGCUAAAGAAUGCCCCAAUCUUGUUACUAGAUGAGGCAAGCUCAGCAAUUGAAUCUGAGUCUAGCCGAGUGGUACAAGAAGCUCUUGAUACACUAAUAAUGGGGAAUAAAACAACAAUCCUUAUUGCUCAUCGGGUUGCUAUGAUGCGUCAUGUGGAUACGAUAGUUGUUCUGAAUGGGGGUCGUAUUGUUGAGGAGGGAAGUCAUGAUUCUCUAGUGGAAAAAAAUGGUCUUUAUGUGCGGUUGAUGCAGCCUCACUUCAAUAAAAACUUAAGGCAACACCGACUAAUUUGAGGAUUUGUGAUGAUGCCUGUAGUACUGAAUCCAGAAUUCUUCUAUCCCAGGCUGUGUAACGUAAUGCCACUGACACAUUUUUCUGUGCUUGAUUGAUUGUUUAUUAGAUGCUCAGUGUUGGUUAUAACAAGGAGCUUUCCAGUGCAACACGUGUAAGUUAGUUUUUGGCAACAUGGCUACAAUCCCUUGUUUGGGGAGCUUAAGUUUAGGAAGUUCUAAUUUUCACCCUAAAGUUGCCAAUUCUUAGGUGCAAACGGUUUACACUGUUUGGUUGGUACCUGUAUACAACUUUCCUGUGUGUUUGUUUUCUGAAUCUUUGUAAUCCGGUGUUUGGAAUGGAGGUAUAGUAUAGUUCUUAAUUUUCAUGAUUGAGGGAUCUUAGAUGUAGAUUAUUAUUUUUUGGGGAGGGGAUUGUAAUGAGAAGAAAGUCUAGAUGUACAAUUGUACAUAAUCAAGCCAUAUCAGGUGAAUUCAUGGGGCAAUUUGACAAUGUUCCCCUUUCAAUUGUGCCAUACAGUAGUUUCUUUGAAUGAGACUGAGAUGAUAUCCACCGUAUCUACAGCUGUCUCAGUUUUAACCAAUUGAUCAUCAUCGUUGAGGUGGUAGCACUUUAUUUGAAGUUAUUCUUUUGAAGAUCAGGACGUGGAAUUACAUAUCUGCCAUAUUGUAUUUGUUUUUUCUUUUCAUUCUUGGAAUUCAUUAGAUUACAUAUCUUGUAUCUA